GACGCAAACAGAACACUUGCCUCUCAGGGUGCCCAAGAGCAUUGAGGAUUGAAGUAUGGCAGUAGUCGAAAGGGUCAGGCAAGGAUGGGAACGGUGACUUGUCUACCUGUAAAUAGUUUUUCCUGCUACAGUGUGAUGUGCUCAGUCUGCAAUCUGUCUGCCUUGUCGUCUGCUUCGGAGUCUUCCGCAGCAGUGGAAAUGGACCGUUGUGAAAUUCAUGCCGGCACGUGAUAUUGUGUUGUGGGAGCAGGUGUUCUUGGAAACGCCCGGAUGAACACAUCUGUUCCACUCCAUUCUUACGAGCUCAAAAGCAUGUUUUGUAGUGGCUGGCCGCGGAGGAAAGCUGUGUGUACGUCACAGAGUGUCGCGAUUUUUCGACUCUCACGUGGUCAGCGUCACAGACAUUACCAAAGCUCUUCCGAGAACAGCCGAGGAGAUAAUGUUAGCACGAAAUUUCAGGGUCACCACAACAAGUGUUGCGGAAACAUCCUUCCCAAACGUUCCAGAGAGUGUGUGUGUGUGGGGGGGGGGUUUCGUGUCCGAAUGGUGAAUUUUUGACACGUCGCAGGGGCAUGGGGUCCGCCCGUCUUUAUUUAUCUGUUUUUUUUUCGCUACAAAAAAUAUAAAAAAUUGGUUAAAAAGUCCCGGGAAGAAAUCUUUUACGAGCUACAGCCGUACGUCCGUCCUUCCCGAGGUUGGAGGUUGGCAUCCUGCCAGGGUUUCCGGCGGAACAGAAAAGAAAUAAAGAUUGUGUGGCAAUAACCGUGCAGAGAGAGAGGAAAAGGUCUUCCCCCAGCGGCAGGCGGGAGGUUUCCACGAGGUUGUUUUGCGACGUUUUGAAAAGCUCCAGUUGUUUUCUCAGAGCCCAGGAGAAACGAUAGUGGACAGAUAGAUAUCUGUAGGAAAGAAAGAAGUGGUAUCUCAGAAAGCGUGCACAAGAGGAGCUGAUCUCGAGCAGUGUGUGCAGUUGAGUUUUCUGGCGUCGGGCGUAGAAUGUGACAGCGAUGAGGAAGAAGGUGCAAGUGGUGUACUGGCCCGGUAACGGCCAUGUCUUGGUGGCGAGGCGAUUCAUCAAAAAGGCGGCGUUGAUUGGCGACGAUCCCACGGCGGUGACAGCUGUGCCACGGACGGCGCGGAGCCGCACGUCCGAGGAGCCGCACAUUGGGAGGUACCGUCUGCUCAAGACGAUAGGGAAGGGCAACUUUGCCAAGGUGAAGCUGGCAAAGCAUGUUCCCACGGGCAAGGAGGUGGCCAUCAAGAUCAUCGACAAGACCCAACUGAACCCAUCGAGCUUACAGAAGCUCUUUCGGGAAGUGCGCAUCAUGAAGAUGCUGGACCAUCCAAACAUCGUUAAACUGUAUCAGGUGAUAGAAACGGAAAAGACCCUCUACCUGGUUAUGGAGUAUGCCAGUGGAGGUGAGGUUUUUGACUAUCUAGUAGCUCACGGGAGGAUGAAGGAGAAAGAAGCGAGGGCCAAGUUCAGGCAGAUUGUGUCGGCUGUACAGUAUUGCCAUCAAAAGCGGAUAAUUCAUAGGGACCUUAAGGCUGAAAAUUUAUUGUUGGACGGGGAGAUGAACAUAAAAAUUGCCGACUUUGGCUUUAGCAACGAAUUUGUGCCCGGCAUGAAGCUGGACACGUUCUGUGGCAGUCCUCCAUAUGCUGCACCAGAACUCUUCCAAGGCAAGAAGUACGACGGUCCGGAAGUGGAUGUGUGGAGUUUGGGCGUCAUACUGUACACGCUAGUCAGCGGAUCUCUUCCUUUUGACGGAGCUAACCUCAAGGAAUUGCGUGAGCGAGUGCUGAGAGGGAAGUACAGGAUCCCGUUCUACAUGUCUACGGACUGUGAGAAUCUCCUCAAGAAGUUCCUCGUGCUGAAUCCGGCCAAGAGGGCAACCCUGGAGGCCAUCAUGAAGGACAAGUGGAUGAACAUUGGCUACGAAGAGGAUGAGCUGAAGCCCUACGUGGAACCUGAAACGGACUUUGGCGACUCCAAAAGGAUAGGCUGGUCUCCCCGUGCAGAGGUCCUGAUGUCGAUGGGAUACAGUCGGGAUGAGAUCGAGGACUCCCUGCGCAACAGGAAGUACGACGAGAUCAUGGCCAAUUACCUGCUGCUUGGGAAGCGCACCACGGAGAACGAAAGCUGCGACUCAAGGUCUAGUUCCAGCUUAUCCCUGCGGACAUUGCGGACUGGGGUGGAAAACACCGCCGUCGUAAACCAGUCUCCGUCGCACGUCAAGGUGCAACGCAGUGCCUCAGCCACUGCCAACAAACCCCACAGGCGACUGAGCCACGGGGGUGCAGGGGAGGGGGCCCCUGCCACGGGUGGCCCCCCAAACUCUACCCCCAGCGGGCCUGCCAGCGUUCCCACAUCGGCGACAGGGUACAAGCGGCAGAACACGAUGGACGUGACGGGCAUCGGCGCUGCAGCGGCCAUCAAGGAUGGGGCGCCGGCCACCAGCUCGCCCAGGUCCACUAAGGCCAUGACGGUGUCUGGGAUGAAGAAGGCGGGAUCCGGUGGUGUGUCGACCAUCUCGAGCAGCUCGGCUGCGGGCAACGCGAGCAGUCCCUCCAAGGCAGUGGGCUCGGUGCGCAAGGCUACCAACUCUGCUUCGGCUAACUACGUCAAGCCCAACCUGAGCGGGAUACCACGCCGCAACACCUACAACUAUGCCGAGGGCAAGGGACCCCCAGCCACCAUCGAUGCUCCUACAAGCAACACCUCUCUGCUGUUGGGAGAGGAGAGCGGUGGGGGAAAUGGCGGGACGUCGACUGGGCGGCCGCGGGGUCACGCAAAGUCGGCUUCGGUGUCGUGCCCCGCGGGGCACCCUGUGGUCCCGGAGCUGUCCCUGACUCAGACCCUCGGCUCUGGCGGCCCCCUCGAGUCCCUUCGGCCAAGAGAGACGCAGGAGGGUGGUAAACAAAAAGCGGGAGCCAAGUCUUUCUUGACCCAUUGGAAGAUUCGAUUGCCUCUCAAUAAGCCCAGCAGCGCAACGGUAGGCAAGCAGGGCGGUGGCAGCCUGGCGGCGUCCCCGCUGCCGUCGCACACGAACCGGGCCUUCCCUAGGGGCACUGCAAACCGCAGCACCUUCCACUCUGGCCAGACGCGGAGGGCCUACAACAACGGGGGCCCCGGCAGCCUCGGAGGGCCCCCCUCGCAGGCCCAGGACACGUCGUCCGUGUCUGCCCGCCAGUCCUUCUUCUCCAAGAUAUCCUCCAAGUUCAGCAAAAGCGCUACCAGCUACAAUGCUACUCAGUCCCCCUUGCCACGAGAGCUUAGAACAAGGACCCUGAACGAGGAGCAGGUGAAGCCGAGGUCGCUGCGCUUCACGUGGAGCAUGAAGACGACGUCCUCGCGCGACCCCAACGAGAUAAUGCAGGAGAUCCGCAAGGUCCUCGACAAGAACAACUGCGACUACGAGCAGCGGGAGAAGUUCCUGCUCCUCUGCGUGCACGGGGACCCCAACACGGACUCCCUCGUCCAGUGGGAGAUCGAGGUCUGCAAGCUGCCCCGGCUCUCCCUCAAUGGCGUACGCUUCAAGCGCAUCUCGGGCACCUCCAUUGGCUUCAAGAACAUAGCUUCCAAGGUGGCCAACGAACUCAAGCUCUGAACACCGACAGUGGUGGUGGUGCUGGUGUGUCUGAGUCGAUUCCUCCCCUCUCCUCGUGGAACGUGCUGCCCCCUCCCUCGUUUCUCCCCCGACGCUUUUUUUUUUGUUCCUUUCUCGAGGUGUGCGCGUAUGAGGAGAGCACUUUUAUGUGGCAGACGACUGUAGGGGGAGGGAGGGAGGGAGGGGGCGCACGCCUGAAAUUUGCGCGCGUCGCGUCGUCUGCUUAUGUUUCUGGAGGUUCGUCGUCAUAGUGGAGUAAAGGAGCUGGCUUGUUGCGUUUUCCAGCAAGGGGAUCUGGGCAUUUUGCAAAGUGGCAGUUUGUGGUUGGCAGUUCGUAGGCUUAGCUCAGAGUCUGCUGCUGCCGUGUUUUUUUUUUUUUUUUUUUAAAUCCGAAUUCAGGCGCGGUAUUUUAAAAACAAAUUUUUUUGACAAAGCUUAGCUUUUUACGUCUUUGUUAGUAGCCUUCACUCUGUUAAUCCUUUGAAAUUUAGGCCUGGUGUUAAAAAUGAACUGGCAUUUUUGUUUCGAGCCCAAAUGAAACAUUUUGAUAGCCUAACUUGGAACAACUUCGUUCGUGUUAGGCCCUUCACAUCAAGGAGCAGUUUAGGAUUGCCGACCGCUCAUUGGUUGACGAGAGACAGGAGAGAGGAUUGGGGGGGGUGGGGUGGAGUAGGGAUGGGCGACGCGACACUCUGCGCGCCUUGUUGCGCACCACGGGGUAAUGACUACAGGGAAUGACGAUUCCGAGCGUUCUUUUUUUCUCCAUUUUAUGGCAAAGCUUAAAGGAAACAAGCAAAAAGAAACUGUUUUCGGGGGCAACGACUCGUCGCUUGGUGCAUCCAGCGCAAGGUGGGAGGGAAACCCUUGCACGGAGGAAUGAUGUGCAUAGAAAAAAAGUUUCCCACUUCAUUUUUUUAUAUAUAGUUUGUUUAGGGUGUUCUUUUUUUUUUUUUCCCCGGCCCUUUGCCUAUGGACUGGUGGCCCAGUGUCAUGGGGAGCAGUUUUUUUUUCUUUUUUUUUUCUUUCUCUCUCUCUAUUAAGUACAUUGACAAGUGUUGUGAUGUUGACGAAAAUGUGACUGACUGACUGCUGACUACGUACGUGUAUAUACAUGUUUUCUUGGAUGAAAGUGUACAUAUAAACGCAUCCCCGACUCCUUAGGUUCCGAGCAAUGUGUUUUGUAUUUCCCAGCUUUCCAACAAAAACGUGGCACGUUUUCUGCUUCCUACGAAUGUCUACUUAGAAGCGUGGCUCUUUCGUUGUGACCAGUUUUUUACGGGCAUCCUCUCGAGCACUCAAAAAAUGUCUGUGCAGGAAUACAACAAAACCUGCGUUUGUGAUCCGAUUCCCAUCGGCACACUUCGAAACGAAGGUGGCUACUAAAAUUUUGCUCUGCUCUCGAUAGUGCAAUGUCCUCGGUAAGCCACACGGCUCUCUGCUCCCGCGUUUCAGCGUAUGACGUGCUUUGUGUGAGUGGGAAGCUGGGGGAGAGAAAACGCGUGAAGGAAAAAUUUUUUCGUUCGUGUGAAUGUAAGGUGUUUUCUCCUGUGAUUACGUUACUUACGCGUUUAGUGUGGGCGCCAGACGAGACCAGAAGAGUCAAAACCGCAUGACGAAGUUACGGAUGUUUACUGCUUCCUUUUCUCCCUAAAAUUUGUCCGCUCGAUCUUCAGAUGCUUAUGUGCUCGAACCGAGCGUUCGUAGGUCUAGAAUGAGUUGCACCCGCUAGCAUUGAAUGUCGUCUCAGUUUGUUGCGAAUCCAAUCUUGGCACGGGUCUUCACUGUUCCCCCAUUUGCUUUUGUCCCAGAUUCCCCACUUUCCCUAUUCUGCCCUGCUCUUCCCCAUUUUCCAGUUUUAUACUGUUCGCCCUGACUUUAUUGGAGACGUUCACACCCUGCAUUUCUUCUUGGUUCUUUUUCAAAGCUACCUGCAAAGUUUCCACACGCAGACACACAAUAUUAGACACUGUUACACAACACACACACACAAUCACUCACUCGGGAACUUAAACAUCACCAAGGGAGUGAAACUUGGAAGGCGACGAAGAUGGACGUGUACAUACUGCAGAAAGAAAAAAACUUUUUCGUCCUGCUGGCAUUUUGUGUAAAUAUGGAGGUAUAAAAAAAUGGGACAAAGGUACUUUAGCUAACAAAGUUGAGAAGAAGAAAGGGUACUUUGGAAACUGCAGGUCGUGAUGGUACCAAGGAAGGGUACCAUUGCGGUACCUGCCUGUGCGGCGGGGAGGGGACUGCAGUGAAGCCCUCUUGUAAAUAGUCGCUGUAAACGCUUUGUCUCUGGUGUGCGGGCCAUCCCGAUUCUGGUGUCUCGACCUUGUUAUCGAGGUUGACCCUUACAACUUUUUUUUUUUUUCGUUUUCCUUUGCAGUCUGCUGCUGGUGUGUGCUAGCUCACUGUUGUAAACCAAUUUCAUACCGAGAGGUAUUUUAAGACAUGGAGUUUGAAAAGAAAAAAGCUUUACCCAUGUGUGCACCACUUUGCAGUAUUUUUCUUUCUCUUCAAUGAAAUUUGGUAUGAAGUAGCUGUUCAGUGUAAAUACCUGGAAAAUAACUUUCAGUAAGUGCUAGGGAAGUUUUUAGUGUAUAAUUUAUCUAUAUAAAAAAAAUAAAGGGUCCUUCCUGUA
Molecule: messenger RNA, 6249 nt
Organism: Ornithodoros turicata
Lineage: Eukaryota; Metazoa; Arthropoda; Arachnida; Ixodida; Argasidae
Product: MAP/microtubule affinity-regulating kinase 3-like
Exons: 16
Coding region: 1005-3608 (867 amino acids)
Biological process (GO): intracellular signal transduction; microtubule cytoskeleton organization; protein phosphorylation
Cellular component (GO): cytoplasm
Molecular function (GO): protein serine/threonine kinase activity; ATP binding; tau-protein kinase activity
Source: RefSeq, a predicted model, not a curated record